UCAAUUUAUCUUGAACAAACCAGUCACAGAUGGCGGGGCUGCGCUCCUAAAAACAUGGGUACGCGCAUGGCAAUAUGAGUGAGCCCCCCAAAUGGUGAGUAUUUCCACAAGUCAUCUAAAAUGGAAGCUAUGGAAGUAACUUUGCCCGAAAAAGAUGAGGGCAGUCCCGCAGAGAGCAGCAAGCAGCCCCUGCAAGACUUGGAUACUGAGGAUCUGUACACAAAGUUCAAGAAACUGCAGCAAAUGCUCGAGUUCUUAGAAGUGCAAGAGGAGUACAUCAAAGAUGAGCAGCGCAACUUGAAAAAGGAGUAUCUGCAUGCCCAGGAAGAGGUCAAGCGGAUCCAGUCAGUGCCUCUGGUGAUUGGGCAGUUCUUGGAGGCUGUGGAUCAGAACACAGGUAUUGUGGGCUCAACUACUGGCUCCAACUAUUACGUGAGGAUUCUUUCAACUAUCGACAGGGAAUUGCUCAAACCGAGUGCUAGUGUGGCACUGCAUAAGCACAGUAAUGCUCUAGUAGAUGUUUUGCCCCCAGAGGCGGAUUCUUCUAUAAGCAUGCUACAAGCUGAUGAAAAGCCUGAUGUCAGCUACAGUGAUAUUGGUGGCAUGGAUAUGCAGAAGCAGGAAAUCAGGGAAGCUGUAGAACUGCCUCUAACUCAUUUCGAAUUAUACAAACAAAUCGGUAUUGACCCACCCAGAGGAGUGCUGAUGUACGGCCCUCCUGGCUGUGGGAAGACCAUGUUGGCUAAAGCCGUUGCUCAUCAUACAACUGCUGCCUUUAUCAGAGUGGUAGGCUCUGAAUUCGUCCAAAAAUAUCUGGGCGAAGGUCCCAGAAUGGUAAGAGACGUGUUCAGGCUGGCGAAAGAGAAUUCACCCGCCAUCAUUUUCAUUGACGAAAUCGAUGCGAUUGCCACCAAACGGUUUGAUGCCCAAACUGGGGCCGAUCGGGAAGUCCAGAGGAUCCUGCUGGAGCUACUUAAUCAAAUGGAUGGGUUUGAUCAAACGACCAACGUCAAAGUCAUUAUGGCUACUAAUCGGGCGGACACUCUGGACCCUGCCCUACUAAGACCAGGUCGUUUGGACAGAAAAAUCGAGUUUCCUCUGCCAGACAGAAGGCAAAAGAGGCUGGUUUUCAGCACAAUCACAUCGAAAAUGAACUUAUCAGAAGAGGUCGAUUUGGAGGAUUACGUAGCCAGGCCAGACAAAAUUUCUGGAGCCGAUAUCAACGCUAUUUGUCAAGAAGCAGGAAUGCACGCGGUGCGUGAAAAUCGGUACAUAGUAUUGCCCAAGGACUUUGAAAAGGGGUACAAGAACAACAUUAAGAAGGACGAGAGCGAACAUGAAUUUUACAAAUAAAGUCUUCUCUGUUAUGUGAAUGGAACUAAACAUGCCUGCAGUUCGGAUUUGUUGCACAACUAUUUUCGUAUUGCCGGAUAAAUCGUCAAUAAAUUUAGAUAAAUUAGGUGUU
Molecule: messenger RNA, 1465 nt
Organism: Dendroctonus ponderosae (mountain pine beetle)
Lineage: Eukaryota; Metazoa; Arthropoda; Insecta; Coleoptera; Curculionidae
Product: 26S proteasome regulatory subunit 6B
Exons: 7
Coding region: 121-1353 (410 amino acids)
Biological process (GO): proteasome-mediated ubiquitin-dependent protein catabolic process
Cellular component (GO): proteasome regulatory particle, base subcomplex
Molecular function (GO): ATP hydrolysis activity; ATP binding; proteasome-activating activity
Source: RefSeq, a predicted model, not a curated record